Ctenopharyngodon idella (grass carp) is the source of this 4201-nucleotide messenger RNA. It is a transcript of the gene gaa2, whose product is annotated as alpha glucosidase 2. The coding region runs from base 184 to 3063 and encodes 959 amino acids. The transcript is spliced from 20 exons. The record is from RefSeq and is a predicted model, not a curated record. NCBI's taxonomy places the organism in Eukaryota, Metazoa, Chordata, Actinopteri, Cypriniformes, Xenocyprididae. Gene Ontology annotation, molecular function: carbohydrate binding; alpha-1,4-glucosidase activity. Gene Ontology annotation, biological process: carbohydrate metabolic process.
ACGAAUCGGCUUUCCAUUGCUACUGUAGUAGGGCACGCAGCAACACUAACUUCACAAGACAUGAAACACCCGUGACAUUUACCUGUGCAAAAACCAUAGGAUAUUCAUUAAUGUAAUGUAGUGUGUCAAACAUUAAAACCUUAUAAUAUCCUGCAUAUUCCGACAGCAUAAAAAGUGUUUGAAAUGGUUUCGUACAAGAGACUCACCCCUGAGGAGGUUAAUUUCUCUGGAGCUGCGUUAUUGGAUCCUGAUGAGUCAACAGACACAGAUGGGAAGGAAGUAGGCCCAGAACAGCCCCUGCUGCCCCAGAGCCCUCGCUGCUCCAUCACCGUUGCCCUGCUGACCCUUGGAGGACUUAUUGUGGUUCUCUCUGGUGUUUGGAUGCUUGGGACCAUAUUUUGGUUUCAUAAUCCACCCUCCACAGAACCCCAUAGACUCCCUCCACCUGCUGUGGCUAAAAGCCCAAACGGGACGUGGCUACAACCACAAUCCUGCUUGAAGAUUCCAGAAGCUUGGAGGUUUGACUGUUAUCCUGAGAGAGGCGUGGUGGUCACAGAGGAGAUGUGCCGUGCUCGAAACUGCUGCUUCAUACAGCAGUCACAGGCUAAGACAUCCGGACGGAAUGGAGUGCCGUGGUGUUUCUACACACCUGACUAUCCAUCCUAUGAGUUGGUGUCCAUUAUUGACACCGAGAUGGGGAAAGUGGGAAAACUGCUCCGGAACAGUAAGACAUAUUAUCCAAAAGACAUAGAUGCACUGCAGCUGGAAGUGUUGUUUGAGGAAGACAACAGACUGCGUGUGAAGAUAACAGACCCAAAUGAAAAGAGGUACGAGGUGCCUAUAGAUGUUCCUGUGGUUCAGAAAAGAGCAUCAAAUCCUUCUUACACCGUAGACUUCAUCAAAGAACCUUUCGGGCUGAUUGUCAAGAGAACGCAGACAGGAACUGUGCUGCUGAAUACAUCCAUAGCUCCUCUCUUCUAUGCGGAUCAGUUCCUGCAGAUGUCCACAUCAUUACCGUCACGUUUCAUAUAUGGACUGGGUGAACAUCGCUCCAACUUUCUGCAUGAUGUCCAGUGGAACACUCUCACCAUGUGGGCUCGAGAUGUUCCACCCAUGGAGCUGACCAACCUCUAUGGCGUCCAUCCCUUUUAUCUUUCUGUGGAAUCUGAUGGAAUGGCACAUGGGUUUUUCAUGCUCAACAGCAAUGCAAUGGAUGUGGCUCUGCAGCCUGCACCUGCUCUCACCUGGCGUAUGAUUGGUGGGAUCCUCGACUUUUACGUUUUCCUAGGCCCGGAUCCUAUCUCUGUGAUUGGACAGUACCUGGAUGUUGUAGGUAAGCCUGCAAUGCCCAUCUACUGGGCUCUGGGCUAUCAUCUCUGCCGAUGGGGCUACAAGUCUAGCAACAAAACCUGGAAUGUUGUGAGAGAAAUGCGGAAUUAUGGGAUACCUCAGGACGUUCAGUGGAAUGACAUUGACUACAUGGAUCGUGCUCUAGACUUCACUUAUGAGCCUAUGAACUUUUCCACCCUACCUGACCUCGUGAAAGACCUUCACAGACAUGAUCAACACUACGUCAUGAUUCUGGAUCCUGGCAUCAGUAGCUCUCAGCCGUCUGGCUCCUACUGGCCGUUUGAGGAAGGAAAGAAGAGAGGGAUUUUCAUCAAUGACUCGAAUGGAGACGUCCUUAUUGGGAAGGUUUGGCCAGGUCUCACUGCUUUUCCAGAUUUCUCCAAUCCAGACACACAUGAAUGGUGGUACCAGAAUCUGCAGAGGUUCCAUGACAAAGUGGCAUUUGAUGGCGUGUGGAUUGACAUGAAUGAGCCGUCUAAUUUCUUAGAUGGAUCACUGAAUGGUUGUCCAGAGAAUGAACUGGAAAAUCCUCCCUACACCCCAGGUAUUCUGGGUGGUACAUUAAAGGCCAAGACUGUGUGUGCAUCUGCACGUCAGAAAAUCUCCUCUCACUACAACAUACACAGUCUGUAUGGACUCAUGGAAGCUAAGGCCACUGAAAGUGCUUUGAGGAAGAUCACAGGGAAGCGUCCCUUCAUCAUUUCCCGAUCUACGUUUCCCAGUCAGGGCAGGUAUUCGGGCCAUUGGCUCGGAGACAACAGGAGUCAAUGGAAAGAUCUGGCCACAUCUAUACCAGGUAUGCUGACAUUUAACAUCCUGGGCAUUCCCCUUAUUGGUGCAGACAUCUGUGGCUUUGGGGGCAGCACUACAGAAGAACUGUGUGUCCGAUGGACCCAGCUCGGAGCUUUCUACCCUUUUUCAAGAAACCACAACUCCUUAGAUGAACAGGAUCAGGAACCAACUGCAUUCAGCCCUGCAGCUCGUACAGCAAUGAAAGAAGCCAUCCUUCUCCGUUACUCCCUGUUCCCAUAUCUCUACACACUCUUCCAUCACGCACACAUCAGUGGACACACGGUCGCCACACCACUGCUCUUUCAGUUCCCUACUGAUGAGAAGACAUAUGGGAUAGAUAAACAGUUCCUAUGGGGAAAGAGUUUGCUGGUUACACCGGUUUUGGAGUCAGGACAAGAUUAUGUUGUGGGAUAUUUCCCUAAAGGUCUCUGGUACGAUUUCCACACUGGUGAUUCAUUGGUAAGCAGAGGAGAAGAGAUCAAACUUCAGGCUCCAAUGGACAAAAUCAACCUGCAUCUCAGAGAGGGAUCCAUCAUACCUACACAGAGACCGAACACCACCCUGUGGGUGAGCAGCGGUCAGCCUCUUCAUCUGAUUGCAAGUCUGAGUGAGGACGGUCUGGCCAAGGGUGAUUUGUAUUGGGAUGACGGAGAGACCCUUGACUCAUAUGAGACUGAUCAGUACGCUUACAUCUAUUUCACAGUAGAAAAGAACACAAUGACAUCAGAGGUGCUGCAUAAUCAUGAGGAGGCUACUUACAUCACAGUGGAAACUGUUUCCUUUUAUGGGGUGAAGGCGGAGCCAGAAAAUGUAACAGUGAAUUCACAAGAGGCCUCGUUCACUUACCGUGACAAUCAGGUGCUGACAGUAACAGACUUGGGUCUGAACCUCAGUCAUAACUUCACAAUCAGUUGGAUGUAAACGUGAAUCAUCAGUGCUCUUUCUGAAUUGCUAAUUGCUGCUGAAAUUAUGAUCUUAACAUCUCAACUGACAUUAUCUCAGUACGUGGACAGUGGUGGUUCUGGUUCCAGCCUGAAAUCAAAUAUGAACCAGAAAGGAUAUGACAGAUUAUUGAUUGUAUGUUAAAUUUCUCAUGCGCACUUUAAGUGUACUCUUUAUUAUUGACCCAGCGGUGGUCAGUUGCACUCAGAGGAAGCAAAACCGAAGGGAAGAAUUCUGUGUAUUUUGUUUGAUCUGUUGAAUGGAUAGAUAUUUUUACCUAUAAUGUUAUAUUACUGCCUGUUAUUGCUGAGAUUGUUUCUAGAGCAGAUUAUUCUACUGUUUUAAACCUUUUAGUUGUGAAUAAAGUCUGUCAUCUUAAAGUUGGCCAUGCCAUCAAAACCUAUAGUUCAAAAUGAAUUUGAGCAUCUAAAUAUUUUUGUAUUGAUUCAAUGGACCAACAGAGCAAAACAAAAACAACUGCAAAUUCAAAAGUGAUCCUGCUGAACUCAUAACCUUUCCGAUUUUCCCAAAUUAUGUUACUAUUAUUUUGAAUCGCAUGUGUAUAUAUUGUUUACAGGCAUGUUUGCACAGUUCAGGACAUUCUGAUGCUGAAGAAAUGCAUGUUUAAGCUUUAGUUUGCAAACAUUAUUUCCAUGUACUGACAGGCUUGUAAUUAACAUGAUCCAGUAUGUUCAGCAAUAGAAACAUAUGAAUCAUUCUAAAAUGUAAAACCAUGAAAAUAUUAUGGAAGUAAAUCACUGUAAAGUAUUCAUCAAGGCUUAAAGAGGCAUAAUUGUGCAGUAUUAUGUAAAUUGCUACCACAUGCUGUCGAUAUUACCAUUUAUAGCAUAACAUUGUGCCUUAUAUUUCAUCAAAGCUGUGAUUCAACAUUCAGUGGCUUUACUGUGAAUGUAUAAAACCCUCUGUUCGAAAACACUGGGCUGCUUUACAACUUAUCAAAAUGUAACAAAAAAGUUCGAAUAUAGACGUGUGCUCCUAAAACGGAAGCUAAAACGAGCCUAUUUAAGGCUUCUUCUCUUUAAAUGACCCUGAACAAACUGCUGUACAGAGUUUCAGAGGACAUACAGGGUAGUGUGCAAUAAAAAUUCAAAGUGUU